This is a messenger RNA of Pocillopora damicornis (cauliflower coral), 791 nucleotides long. RefSeq names its product endonuclease III-like protein 1. Lineage: Eukaryota; Metazoa; Cnidaria; Anthozoa; Scleractinia; Pocilloporidae. The record is from RefSeq and is a predicted model, not a curated record.
GUGAAACUGUCAGGAGAAAUUAGAAGCCAGUCACUCUUAGGGGAAAGAGGGUUAAGACAGUCCAGUAUCAAUGGUUCAUCUCUCCUCACUUUUGCAGACAGUCCGAUAUCAAGUACUUAUCUCCCUCAUGCUGUCAAGUCAAACAAAAGACCAAGUUACUUUUGCUGCAAUGGAAAAGUUAAAGGCUUAUGAGUUAAAAAUAGAGAACAUUCUCACAACACCAACAAGCAAAAUUGGCCAGUAGCAAUUGGAGGAAUUGUGGGUUGUGUGUGGGUUUAUACACAGAAAGUGGAACUACACUAUUGUUCUGUCACCAUAUUCUCACCAAUAGCAUAGCUCCACUUUCUGCAAACUUCCAGGUGUGGGCCCAAAAAUGGUGCAUAUUACCAUGAAUGUGGCUUGGGGACAAGUGACUGGAAUUGGAGUUGAUACUCAUGUUCAUAGAAUUUCUAACAGACCAAGAUGGGUCAAAAAACGUACUAAACUGCCAGAGGAAACUAGAAUUGCUGUAGAAAGCUGGUGAAAAUGAAUUCUUUUUCUGUUUUGCAGAGAGGAGUGGGAUGAACUGAAUGUAUUGUUGGUUGGAUUUGCUCAGCAGACAUGUGUUCCUGUAAGUCCAAUGUGCGAGUUUUGUCUUAACUCCAAGAUCUGUCCUGAAGGUCGAAGAAGGAGCAGAGGAAAAGCUGAGGAGGAAACUAAGAAAAAACUUUCACCCAGAAAGGAUAGAAAGGACACUAAGACUUAAGGGGAAAUUAAGUUUUACUUUAACAAAGGCUGUCCUUGUCUUUAGC